GUACGCUGGGCGGGCAUUGUGAAGCUGUAGUUGAGUGUUAGCAGGCUAACUGGAGAAAGAAAGCUAACUAAUCGUGAGAGUGGAAGUGGAGCUAACGUUUAACAAAAAGACAACUGUCAAAACAGCAAGGGGAGCAGGAUUUUUUUGUCAAGUGAUAAUUCUGCUAGAUGACUACAUUAGCUGAGAUGUGUUGCUAGUUCAUCUUAGACCGUGUUUGUCUGAUGCCCGAGGAGCAUUUUUGGAUACUACAUCGAUUGUCCCAUUUCCAAACGGAAACCAUUUCUGGACAGACAGUUCGUGCUAGCUGAGCUAGCUAGCUAAGUGAAUCCAUCCAGGAGACUUUCCAUUGUCACCUAAAAAAACUCAAACCGAAUGUUUUGUCUGUCAUGAGUCCGGCCGGGUGCUCCCAUGUGAACGGUUAUAAGGUGGACAAUUGGAAACAAAAUCUUCGAGUCAUAUACCAAUGCUUUGUUUGGAGUGGUACUGCUGAGACCAGGAGACGAAAGGCCAAGUCGUGCAUCUGUCAUAUGUGUGGAGCCCACCUGAACCGACUCCACUCUUGUCUCCACUGCGUCUUUUUCGGCUGCUUUACGAAGAAACACAUCCACGAGCACGCAAAAAACAAGAGACACAAUCUAGCAAUAGACUUAUUAUACGGUGGGAUAUAUUGUUUUGUGUGUCAAGACUACAUAUACGACAAAGACAUGGAGCAGAUCGCCAAAGAAGAACAGAGGAAAUCCUGGAAAUUGCAAGGUAUGGCAUUUUGUCUUUCCCUCAAAGAUAGUCGUGCAGUUUUUGAAACGAGGCCGCCACAUUUGUGUCUUUUUUUUUUUUUUUUUUUUGAAUCCGCAGGCAUCGGGGAGAAGUACACAACGUGGGAGCCAACCAAGAGGGAGCUAGAAUUAUUACGACACAAUCCGAAGCGGAGGAAAAUCACUACAAACUGUACCAUAGGUCUACGAGGGUUAAUAAACCUAGGCAACACAUGUUUCAUGAACUGUAUCGUCCAGGCCCUAACACACACGCCGCUGCUGCGAGACUUCUUUCUCUCCGACAGACACAAGUGCGAGAUGCAAUCAAACUCCUGUCUGGUGUGUGAGAUGUCGCAGCUCUUUCAGGAGUUCUACUCGGGACACCGUUCGCCCCACAUUCCCUUCCGGCUGCUCCACCUGGUGUGGACUCACGCACGUCACCUCGCGGGCUACGAGCAGCAAGACGCCCACGAGUUCCUCAUCGCGGCCUUGGAUGUACUUCACCGGCACUGCAAAGGGGACACCAUCAGAGACGACAAUGGGAAGAAGGCCAACAAUCCGAACCACUGUAACUGCAUCAUUGACCAAAUCUUCACCGGGGGCCUGCAAUCAGACGUCACCUGUCAAGUCUGCCAUGGGGUUUCCACAACGAUAGAUCCAUUCUGGGAUAUCAGUCUGGACCUUCCUGGCUCUUCCACACCUUUCUGGCCCCUCAGCCCUGGAGGGGAUGGCGGCACAGUGAACGGAGAGAGCCACGUGUCAGGGUCCACCACUCUCACAGACUGCCUACGCAGGUUUACGCGACCUGAACAUCUAGGAAGCAGUGCCAAAAUCAAGUGUGGCGGUUGCCAUAGUUACCAGGAGUCCACCAAACAGCUGACAAUGAAGAAGCUCCCCAUCGUAGCGUGUUUCCAUCUCAAACGGUUUGAGCACUCUGCUAAACUGCGGAGAAAGAUCACUACAUAUGUUUCCUUCCCCCUAGAGUUGGACAUGACUCCCUUCAUGGCAUCCAGUAAAGAGAGCAGAGUGAAUGGGCAGUAUCAACAGACAGUUGAUGUAUUAAACAACGACAAUAAGUAUUCCUUAUUCGCUGUGGUCAACCACCAGGGCACAUUAGAGAGUGGCCACUACACCAGCUUCAUCCGCCAGCACAAAGACCAGUGGUUCAAGUGUGACGAUGCCAUAAUCACCAAGGCCAGCAUUAAGGAUGUCCUCGAUAGCGAAGGGUAUCUCUUAUUCUACCAUAAACAGUUCCUGGAGUACGAGUAGGCUUUGUGCCCGCUGACCAUGAAGAACCAAUGCUUCUAACGAGGGAGUCAAGGGCCCGGGGACAGGAUGAAACAAAACACACAAACCUACCUGAAACUCUUUGACUACCAGUCUUUGCUCCUCCAGCUCUUGAGGACAAAAAAAAAUAAAAACAGACUUGUGAAAAUCAUGCAACCUUUCAAAAGAAAAUCUAGCAGGCACUGAGCUACUUCUUGGCAUCUACUUGACAAAGUGAAGAUUCGGAGGAAGAGUUGGCCGUUCAGAGGGAAGUGCACCACCCCAACGCUCCCUUACCUGCUGCAGGGGCUGUCUGAGUGUCAUGUGGAUUAGACCCAUCUGAAGGUUUCUUUCAGUAUUCUCACACCCCUCAACGCACGCACACACAUCCCUCUAUUUAUCUCCCAUGGUGCUCUCAUUUCAACUGACGGAGCAUUUUACUUGAUGGACGACAGUUUGUUGUCGUAUGCUCAUGGGACUGAACACACACACACACACACACACAAACGGACAAGAAUAGGAUGGUAAGAAAUGUAUUAUGAACUUUGCGAGGACAUUUUCAAAGUUAUGGUUAUGAUUCUUAUCAGUUGUGGACAUUUGUUAUCAAAUACUGUAUGAACAUAGUAUACAUCUAUUUUUUAAGAGCAAAAGAACACGGGAGAGCUUACGGACGCUGCCCUUGCCAGUUUCUCGGCAAGUGCUGCCAUGGAAACGAAGCAGAUUUGGACAUGACUGUGCUCAUGUUCCACAUAUCCUGGGUUGAUUGUUUUAUUUUUGUCUGGUCGAGGGCAGGGAAUCUUUUUUUUAGUAACUCAUUGAAUUUUUGUUUACUGUUCUUUUCAAUGUCCUUUUUUUAAACUUUUCAGUACAGUCAUGUGUCCCUCGCUGUCCUGGUACUGGAAAUGUUUUUUUGACGUAUUAUACUUUCAUUCUUGUGGAAUUGUUGGUAUAACAAUGGUGAUGGUUGGAUUGGCUCUUUUGCUGUUUAUAAAUUGUAUGUUGAAUCUGAGCUUUGGGUUUCAUGUGGCAUUCUGAAGAGGAGACUCUAUAUGUGAACUCCAAAUGAGGUCCUAUAAUAUGCGAGAAUGCUGUGGUCUCUCUAGAACAACUUUAAUGCUCUGUCCAAAAGAAAAUAGAGAAAAAAAAGCCGAUUUAACAACACUGCAUGCGACUGGGCUCUUAUGAUCUUAUAAGAUGGGAAAAAUAGCCCUCAGCAACGCCUCCAGGCCUGCUGCCCAUCAUGAUUUUUUGUUUCGUAAUUUGGGCGACGGGAAGAUGAUCGUGUGAGCUGUAUAGAGGGUAAAACAUAUUGCACGUAUAUGGGCUCUGCGCGGCCACAGUGUGGCUCUGAAUCCAUCAGUGUUAAUCUUCUCCAUGGCAACCGUGUGGCUGGUGUAGACCGGUGUGGUUCGUGGUGUGUCUUGCCUCUGCAGUGCAGUAAACCCAGUGCUCUAUUCAAUCAGUAUGCUGUCAGACUUUAGAUAAUGCACAUACACAUCAGGGUGUUGUGGUCUGUUUUGUUUGAAUAUCACUGAUUGUGUAUGUAUUAAAAAAAAAAAGAUUUGAAUAAAAAAAAAAAAUCACUCAUGUAUAAGAUGAGGGCCCAAAACUUUCACAUAAAAAUCACAAACCCACAGGUUGUUUAGCUGCUCUAUAAUGGAAAACAAACAUGCAUAUCCCUCCGACUGCUGCAUAACCUCAGCUAGAGGGCAACAGCGGGUCCCCCCCACCCCCCCAUCGGUGAAAUCAAAGACUUGUGAAAGAGUCACACCUUGGUUUUGGUGUUUCACGGAGCAGUAAAGACCACCCAAGGACAUUCAGGGACGCAGCUGAAACAAGAAAGAAGAGAAGAGCUUCAUUGUCUGUUUCAGUGAUUAAACUCAGAACAAAACUGGA
Pungitius pungitius (ninespine stickleback) is the source of this 3914-nucleotide messenger RNA. Its product is annotated as ubiquitin carboxyl-terminal hydrolase 22. NCBI's taxonomy places the organism in Eukaryota, Metazoa, Chordata, Actinopteri, Perciformes, Gasterosteidae. The record is from RefSeq and is a predicted model, not a curated record. The coding region runs from base 387 to 2021 and encodes 544 amino acids. Gene Ontology annotation, molecular function: cysteine-type deubiquitinase activity; zinc ion binding. The transcript has 12 exons. Gene Ontology annotation, biological process: protein deubiquitination.